Messenger RNA from Pistacia vera, 1728 nucleotides. Its product is annotated as DDB1- and CUL4-associated factor 13. Gene Ontology annotation, molecular function: protein binding. Bases 150 to 1508 code for a protein of 452 amino acids. The record is from RefSeq and is a predicted model, not a curated record. Gene Ontology annotation, biological process: maturation of SSU-rRNA from tricistronic rRNA transcript (SSU-rRNA, 5.8S rRNA, LSU-rRNA). NCBI's taxonomy places the organism in Eukaryota, Viridiplantae, Streptophyta, Magnoliopsida, Sapindales, Anacardiaceae. Gene Ontology annotation, cellular component: nucleolus; small-subunit processome. The transcript is spliced from 16 exons.
CCUCCUUCGAAUAACUAUCUCUAGGGUUUUACUCUCUCUCUCUCUACAACCCUCACUGUAUUCCCAGUAUUCUUACAGACGCACAAACAUAUAUGCAUCUAUAAUAUAUAAAGUUUUUCAUAUUAAACCCUAAUAAAACACAUUAAAAAAUGAAGGUGAAAGUAAUAUCACGUUCCACUGAUGAAUUCACUCGAGAACGAAGCCAAGAUCUCCAGAGGGUCUAUCAUAAUUACGACCCCACUCUUCGACCCCAAGAGAAGGCGGUGGAGUACGUCAGGGCUCUUAAUGCUGCUAAAUUGGAGAAGAUUUUUGCAAGGCCGUUUAUUGGAGCUAUGGAUGGUCAUACAGAUGGAGUAUCGUGCAUGGCCAAGAACCCCAAUUAUUUGAAAGGAUUGUUCUCUGGCUCUAUGGAUGGAGAUAUUCGUCUUUGGGAUAUAGCUAACAGGAAAACAGUUUGUCAGUAUCCUGGUCACCAAGGUGCUGUUCGGGGUUUGACAGUGUCGACAGAUGGUCGCAUUCUAGUAUCGUGUGGAACUGAUUCCACUGUCAGGCUCUGGAAUGUUCCUGUUGCUACUCUUACAGAGUCAGAUGAUUCAUCUGAUAAUUCGGCAGAGCCACUGGCUGUUUAUGUUUGGAAGAAUGCAUUCUGGGCUGUUGAUCACCAGUGGGAUGGAGAUCUCUUUGCCACAUCUGGCGCUCAAGUUGACAUAUGGAAUCACAAUAGGUCUCAGCCAGUCAACAGCUUUCAAUGGGGAACAGAGACAGUUAUAUCUGUUAAGUUUAAUCCGGGAGAACCAAACGUUUUAGCAACAACAGCUAGUGAUCGCAGCAUAGUAUUAUAUGAUUUGCGCAUGUCAUCCCCGGCAAGGAAAGUUAUCAUGAGGACAAAAUGCAAUUCUAUCUCUUGGAACCCCAUGGAGCCAAUGAACUUCACAGCUGCAAAUGAGGAUUGCAAUUGCUAUAGCUACGAUGCUAGAAAGUUGGAUGAAGCAAAAUAUGUACACAUGGGUCAUGAAUCUGCUGUGAUGGAUAUUGACUACUCACCAACUGGUCGAGAAUUUGUUACUGGAUCUUAUGAUAGAACAAUUAGAAUUUUCCAGUAUAAUGGUGGUCGAAGCCGGGAAAUCUAUCAUACUAAGAGAAUGCAAAGGGUCUUCUGUGUGAAGUUCAGCUGUGAUGCCAGUUAUGUUAUAUCUGGAAGUGAUGAUACCAACCUUAGGCUUUGGAAGGCUAAAGCAUCCGAGCAAUUAGGAGUUCUUCACCCAAGGGAAAGAAGAAAACAUGAGUAUCAUGAGGCUGUCAAGAAUCGUUAUAAGCACCUUCCUGAGGUCAAGCGAAUAGUCAGGCAUAGGCACCUGCCCAAACCAAUAUACAAAGCGGCUGCCCUAAGGCGCACUAUGAUUGAAGCUGAGAGAAGAAAAGCAGAAAGAAGGAAAGCGCACAGUGCCCCAGGAAGCAUCGUAACUGAGCCAUUGCGUAAAAAGAGAAUCAUUAAAGAAGUUGAAUGAGUUCUAUGGAUAUUGUGCUCGUGCAUAAUCGUGUCAUGCAAAUUACUCCCUGAUUUAAAUGCUGGUAUUCUAAGGUAUGGUUUGCUCAGUUCAGCGAUUCUUCAGUAGUCAUUUUUUAAUGUACUGCAAGGUCAACUGACACAAUGAAGCAUGAGGUCCUUUUAUGUAACAGUUUUGACGGACCUUGUAAUUUUCAAUUUAUAUAAUUUAUUUUCUGUAA